Molecule: messenger RNA, 1933 nt
Organism: Prorocentrum cordatum
Lineage: Eukaryota; Dinophyceae; Prorocentrales; Prorocentraceae
Source: the annotation of a GenBank genome assembly
AGAGGAAGUAUCCAGCACGUUCUGCGUGCUCCGCUGCGGGGGGGGGCGGAUCCUCUCGCGCCUGGACCUCCGGGGCUCGGGCCCCCUGGGGAGGCGCGGCGUGCUCGUGCGCGGGGGGGCGCCCGAGCACGCGCCCCCCGGCGCGGCGCGCGGGCCGCCCCCGGCUGCGCUCUCGUGUACGGGGGGGGGCCUCUCCCCAGGCACGCCGGGUGUCUGGACCCCGUGUGGGCGCGGAGCCCGCGGCAUGAGGGCCGGCAGCCGCGGGAUCGCCGCGGGGGCGGCCUCGCAGAGGUGACGUCAUGGCCCAGGCGCGAGUGGGGGGAGGCUUGCCGCGCGCCUCCUCUGCCCCGGGGGGCUGGGCAGGCGGCGUGUGCCAGCGCUGCGCAGCCACGUGGGCUUCCCAGGCAUCCGGCGUUGCGAGACGAACCGGGCCGGAAGGCUUGCGUCGUUUUUCGGCCUCUCGGGGCCCUUGCUGGGCGUCGGAGCCGUCAGGGAACGGCUCGGGGCCGGAAGCCGGUCCCGGGGAUGUGGUCGAGAGGUCGGGGGCCGUGCCUCGAACGAAUCGAGACGCUGGAAGUCUGGCUGGGCACGGCUGCCUCCACAUCUCUGCGCGAACACCGCGGCGUCCUCGCGGAACUCCAGGGGCAGCCUCCGCGUUUCCGAGGGGCGCCCCAUGGAGGCUCAGGAGCAACCGACGUCCUUGGAGCUGCAGCGGUGCCCGCGGCCGGCGGGUGCCGCCUGCAUGGCGCGGGAUCCCGACGACCUCCGCCGCCUGGUGCGGUGCGGGCUUCCGCCCGCGCGCCGCUGGCAGGUCUGGAAGGAGGCAGUUCGUCUCGGAGGAGGACCUGGUGACCGCGAGUUGUCUACGAGGUACGACGAUCUGAGGGGCAAGAGCAGCGAUUUCGCCGAGCUCAUCGAGGUGGAUCCCCGCCUGACCUUCCCGAAGGACGAGGACUUUACCGAGGAGCGGCGCCGGCUGGCGUCGAGCGUGCUCAAUGCGUACGCCAUCUGGGAUUCUGUGGUGGGCUACUGCCAGGGCAUGAACUACCUGGUCGGCUUGCUGGCUCUGCUGACAGAUGUGGAGUCUGAUGUGUUCUCAUUCUUUGUCCGGCUGAUGCAGCAUUUCAUGCUCUCUGGUUUCUUCUCUGAUGGAUUUCCCCUUCUUCGCCGCGGGGCGCGGCGUGCAUCGCCGCCUGCCACCACAUGCUCGAGCGCUCCGAGCCCACCCUGCACGCGGCGGCCCGGCGGGCCUCCUGCGCUCCGGGGUCCACGUCCCCGCCUUCCUGCUGAGGUGGCUCCAGGCCCUCUUCGUGACCUCGCUGCCGGUGCCCGCGGCCAUGCAGCUCUGGGACGUCGUCAGAUCUGCGAGGGCUUGUCCGUUCUCGUUCCCGCCACGGUGUCGAUCCUGCGCGUCGUUGGGGAUUCGCUGCUCGAGAAGCCCAGCCCAGACCUGCAGCAGUUUUUCCGGAAGACCAGCACGAUCAUCACCAGAGAGGAGGUUGCCGAGGCGAUGCAGGGUAUCGGCCUCAUCGAGAUUCCAGAUUACGUGACCGCCUACCUGGAGGACGCGGGGGCGUUCUCGGGCGUGUGGGAGCGGCUCAAGAGGCGCCUCCUGCCGUGGACGCACCGUCAGCGCGGCAUCGCCGCCCUCCUGGACUGCGAGAUGGCGCUCGACGGCUCGCCGCCGCUGUGAGCCCAUCUCCGCUUCGGUUUUCUCAUAGAGAUCUUGCCAGACAGUAGACACACACUCCAGCACGCCCUCAACGUGCCGCAGGCACCGUGGCGGGGUUCCAAUUAUGCUGAAUAACCGCCGAGAGUGCGCGAGAACCUCGAGCCUCGAGCCUAUCCCUCCCUAGCGUUGGGCCGCUCUCACUGCCGGCGCCCCUGAGGACAGCCAGUGCGAGAGCCUGCCGUCGCUUGCGCGAGGAACAAA